GUUUUUAUAAGAAACAAGAGUGCAUUUAAGUACUGAUAGUAAUCGGAUGUUGACAUCCACGUGGGAAAACAUCUGGAUAUAUAAAUAGCUUUCACUCUCUCUCUCCGAACAUCAGUAGGAGGCACAAACUCAUACAAUCAUGAACUCUCUAGUUCUGGGACUUCUUGUGACUUGCGCGUCAGUCUUGGCAGCACCUUCCCCUUACCCAGGACCACAGCAGGGUCCUGCCGCUCGUCCUGGACCCCAACCAUCUCCUUCCCCCUUCUAUGGUGGAAGCAUGGGCGGACCCUCUCCUCUAGCCCAGCCACUCCCCCCUCCGGCUGGCCCCUCUCCUGGAGCUGAUCCAUACUAUGUAGGAGGAUAUGGAUGUAAUGGAUGUGGUGGAUGGGGAUAUGGUGGAUAUGGUGGAUACUAUGGUGGAGGAUGUGGAUGCGGAUGUCCCUUCUAUUGAUAGACAUGUUUUUACAGUAAUCUUUGUCUAUUCAAUAGUCUCCAAACAGAUUUAUAAAAUAAACAAAUAAUAAAACA
Homalodisca vitripennis (glassy-winged sharpshooter) is the source of this 528-nucleotide messenger RNA. RefSeq names its product tetra-peptide repeat homeobox protein 1-like. The record is from RefSeq and is a predicted model, not a curated record. Lineage: Eukaryota; Metazoa; Arthropoda; Insecta; Hemiptera; Cicadellidae. The transcript is spliced from 2 exons. Bases 140 to 451 code for a protein of 103 amino acids.